This is a messenger RNA of Macrosiphum euphorbiae (potato aphid), 909 nucleotides long. The record is from the annotation of a GenBank genome assembly. Lineage: Eukaryota; Metazoa; Arthropoda; Insecta; Hemiptera; Aphididae.
AUGAAUAUUAAUGCGAGAGAAAUUACUUCUUCCGAAUUACAGAACUUGACUUGGGGCAAAAGGCAUCCAGUGCGAUCAAGAUUGUUGGAUGCUCAACUUUGGUCCGAAUUUUUAGCCAUCAACAAUGAAAUGAUUGUCACAAAAACAGGAAGGAGAAUGUUUCCGGUAAUUAAAACGCAAGUUACCGGAUUGUGUCCGGGAGACAUGUACACUGUAUUUUUGGAGUUUGUGCAAGUGGUUGGACAACGAUGGAAGUACAUUAACAGCGAGUGGUCGCCGACCACUACGUCGGACCCGGCCACAAAGAAUCCGUUUUAUAAACACCCGGAGUCACCGAAUUUUGGAAAACAUUGGAUGGAUCAACCGAUUUCAUUUGCUAAAAUCAAACUCACCAACAGACCGGAUAACCCGGGACAGACUCACUUAAAUUCUUUACACCAAUAUGAGACCAAACUUCAUAUAGUCAAAGUCGGAGAUCCGGACGACGUACAAAUUUUUGCAAUGCCUCAGACCAGGUUUAUGGCAGUCACGGCAUAUCAAAAUGAAGAGGUGACUAAACUUAAAAUCAAAUAUAAUCCAUUUGCCAAGGCAUUUAAAGACACCAAAGUCAAGUCUGAGGAAAAGGAUAGAAGAGAACAUCAAGAUGUUUAUCAGCCAGCACUUGGAUAUGAAAGUAACUUGAACUUUUCUCAUCACGAGAAUUAUAAUGCAACAACAACAUCUGACGAUUGGUUAUCUCAGUACGGAGGCCAAAGAGAACCAAUGAACCGAUGUCAAUGCACAGCUUGUUAUUUUGUUAGACCACAAGUUAAUCAUAAAAAGUGUGUCCCUAUUAACAGUUCUGGCCAAGACUAUGAACACACCACGUAUCAGCCAUCGUCCUACAGUUGGACACAAUUGGGAGGAUAA